AUGGUGCAGAUUGACUAUUUAAAAAGCUGUGUUGUUACCAUUAUCUUGUUAUUUAUUGUAUCAAAUGCUUUGCCGGUAAACGACGGCCCAGAGUAUUCGCUCAAGAAAGGUAAAUCGCCUCAACACAGGCAUAGAAAGGCGACCACUACGACAACAACAACAAGAAAAAGCACGGCAACCACAGGAUUGACGUCUAGUACUACAACGGAAACAAGCGUUAAAGUGACAACAACAACAUCGACAUCAACGAUUACUACAGAAUCGAAAACUUCUGCCAGAGCUUUGACAAGUACUGCCAUUACUACUACUACUACUACUACUACUACCUCUACAGCAAAAACAACACCUCCGUCAAAGACAUGGACCGGUAUCUUUCCUACUUCAUCUCCAACCUACUAUCCCGAUUUCCCAUUUGGUGGUGUUGCAGAGCAGGUUCCUGUACCUACAGGCCCUCUUGUUAGAGCAGCUUUAAACAUAAAGCCAUACCCAAAACUGUACACGACAGCUGAUACCACACAUCCAGAGGUAAAAGCAGUUAUUGACUCAAUUGAUUGGAAUUAUGUGCCCAAUAUCCCCGUUCGGUCUCCCGAAGGCAGUGAUAACUACGACUACAACAAAGACCCAGAUUGCUGGUGGUCACAAACAGAGUGUACAACGCCCAAAGUAUCUUAUCUUCCAAAGGAUGUUUCUUACUGCACGAAUCCAGGUGAUUUUGGCUUGACAUACGACGAUGGUCCAUUGAACCCAACAGUUGAAGAUGACCCUUGGGCAGAACCGCGUCUUUAUGACUUCCUUGCACAGCAAGACCAGAAGGCCACUUUAUUUUUUGUCGGAUCCAAUGUUGUUGCUUUUCCUCAAGCAGCCAAGCGCGCGCUUCAAGCUGGCCAUACAAUCUGUGCUCAUACAUGGUCUCAUCCUCAGAUGACAGCCGUCUCAAAUGAAGUAGUCGUUGCUGAGCUUUAUUGGAAUAUACGAGCCAUCAAGGAAGCAACUGGUGUGACAACCCGUUGUUGGAGACCUCCAUUCGGCGAUGUGGAUGACCGCGUACGUGCUAUUGCUCAUCAGAUGGGCCUAUCAACCAUUAUAUGGGACAGCGACUCGUUUGAUUGGAAGUUACCUUCAUCAGCUAAUGGUUAUGCUGGUACCUAUAAUGACAGCACCGUAGACGGUUUCUUUCAAGGUUGGAUAGAUAAGCGAAAGAAUGGUCAAGAUACUAAAAGGGGCCAUAUCGUACUGGAGCAUGAAACGAGCGAUAUGACCAUUAAGGUGACUGAGCGUUGGUUACCUCAACUAAAGCAAGUCUUUGACGUCAAGAGAGUACAUGACUGUGCUCCACAGCUCCCUAGUCCUUAUUGGGAAUCAUAA
Rhizopus microsporus ATCC 52813 is the source of this 1365-nucleotide messenger RNA. RefSeq names its product glycoside hydrolase/deacetylase. Lineage: Eukaryota; Fungi; Mucoromycota; Mucoromycetes; Mucorales; Rhizopodaceae. The record is from RefSeq and is a predicted model, not a curated record. The coding region runs from base 1 to 1365 and encodes 454 amino acids. Gene Ontology annotation, cellular component: membrane. The transcript is spliced from 3 exons. Gene Ontology annotation, biological process: carbohydrate metabolic process. Gene Ontology annotation, molecular function: chitin deacetylase activity.